This is a messenger RNA of Haliotis rufescens (red abalone), 5901 nucleotides long. RefSeq names its product GATA-binding factor 2-like. Gene Ontology annotation, molecular function: DNA-binding transcription factor activity, RNA polymerase II-specific; RNA polymerase II cis-regulatory region sequence-specific DNA binding; zinc ion binding. Bases 390 to 2312 code for a protein of 640 amino acids. Lineage: Eukaryota; Metazoa; Mollusca; Gastropoda; Lepetellida; Haliotidae. Gene Ontology annotation, biological process: positive regulation of transcription by RNA polymerase II; negative regulation of transcription by RNA polymerase II; cell fate commitment. The record is from RefSeq and is a predicted model, not a curated record. The transcript is spliced from 8 exons.
AUUUAUCACUCGCAGUCCUAGCAAGCAGUCAAUAUAGCCCGCUCGCUAUCUGUUGCCCAAGAGUGAUAAAAUCACCCACAAUUCACAGUUUCUGGCUAUAUCUUUAGUCUCGACUUGACGCGCUAUAUUCUUCUUGUGUUUUUCAAGUUUCGGCCUUUUGGAAUUAUGUGGAAUUCUUAUGUAGGAUCUCGAUCCCAGACCUUGCGGUCUGGGAAUCGGUGUAGGUGGUACCGCUAUCAUCACGGCAGGUGAGCUGGCCUUUGAUGAUCACUAAUUACAGGUGCUUACCUCCGCUGACUAGAGAGCUGACACCCGUUUGAUCCCAUGCCGGGGGUCUAAUUGCGUGUCUUGCCAGGUAAGACAAGCAGGCUGGACGCUGUGGAAGCAACAUGUCCCAGGUGGACGAGCGCUGGACCUCUUCUCCUACACAACCUAUGCCCCCUACGGCCACUGAGGUGAUUGUCAAGGACGAGCCAGAAUCCUCCCCUCCCCCACGGGAUCCUGAACCUGACUCUGCUAGAGACUCUGAUAGCCCUAGUCGCUCACCCCCCGGGGAACCUGUGACGAACGGUACCCUCUCUUCAAGUGUUGUUCAUCUACCCCACCCACACGCCGGCCACCCAGGCACUGGGCACCAUAUGGGAUUUGAGUCCACUCCUGGGCAUUUAUUACCUUGUGAAGAUGUUGAAGUGUUCUUUCACAAUCUAGACAAUCGACCGACUGCAACAACCGUCGCGCUGGCUAGUUUUACGACAGUAGGUAAUGGUCAUUUGACCACAUUGACCAACGCGCCGUUGUCCGCUCACCACACCCUAUAUCAAGGAUCCUCCCUAGGGUCAGGCGGGCUGGUCACCAUGCAACCCCCAAGCUACUCCGAGUCACAGACCUACCUCCACUCAGGCCUCCCCUCCCUCUACGUACCCUCAUCCCGACCCCUCGGGAUGAUGCCGAUACAGUAUGACAGUCCCUCGGGGACCCCUACGCCUGUCUCCACCCCUGUGUGGAAUGCAACAUCGGACACCAUGUACGGAGCGCCGUCGUCCUCGCCGAAAUACACCUACAUUGGAACCGUUGGGGAAAGUCUGCAUAACCCCCCACGCACCGAGUCCACCCUGUCCCUACAGCUGUCCCGACCACCCCCAGUUACAUACCAGGGGUACCCAUCACCCGAUGGAUGGGGAACCUACGCUGACAGAACCCAAGUCAAAGUAACCGACGCUGACUAUUAUGCUGAAGGUCGGGAAUGUGUCAACUGUGGAGCAGUGUCCACACCACUGUGGAGGAGGGAUGGCACUGGGCAUUACCUGUGCAAUGCUUGCGGACUCUACAAUAAAAUGAAUGGCGUCAACAGGCCGCCAUUGAAGGCUCCAACAGGCAGGAGAACGCCCGACAUGGAAGAGGAACGAGAGAAGAAAUAUGCAGAAAUAAUAUACGAAAAGUCGCCCCUCCCUUUCCAGCGCCGCUUGUCACCCGACCUAGAGGAGGAGAGGGACGCUGUGGCUAAUAUCACUCCCCCAGAGACGGGGGGCGGGCCCAUCAAGAUGGCGAAGUCCAUACUGCAACAACAGUCCGGCGGAAACAGACGUAUGGGCCUGUCAUGUGCAAACUGCGGGACAACAACCACCACCCUAUGGCGGAGGAACAGUGAGGGAGAACCCGUGUGCAACGCGUGUGGGUUGUACUACAAGCUACACCAGGUCAAUCGGCCGCUGUCUAUGAAGAAAGACGGAAUCCAAACAAGAAAGAGGAAACCCAAAACACCUUCUUCUAAAUCCAGGACACCUCCCAAGGACUUGCCCAUGCACAACCACUCGAUUGAGCACUCCCCACCACAGCACAUGUCCCACCCCCAGACAUCCCUACCCCCAAUGUCCUCUCAAGGCCCCUAUGACCUCACCCUCAAUCGGUCAGAACCGAUUCAAAGUAAGCCGCCAUAUUGGAACUCUGCCGUCAUGCCUUCCAACUACUCCUCAGAGAUGAAGCCUCUUCCCUCCUACUCGUCUCUGUAUUCGCACAACUCGGCAGUACUGGCAGCACUGACUACACCGCCAAAUCCCCCAGCUCUCCUCCCAAUAUCAGCGUUAACACCUUCAGCUCGGAGCCAACAUCCCCUUCCUGAAGACGUUGAGAGAUCCAUGGGCCUUGACCAUAACCUAAUGCUCAAACAUGCCGCGGAGCCCCUGUUCUCCCCCUCGCCACCCAAGGCUGUUCCAGUUAACAGCGGCAUUACACCAGAACCGGAAGUUGGUGCGUCAUCAAUGGGACAAUCUGAAAUUGUUCAAUUAAAACCAGCUUCGGUCGGCCAAACAUAGAGGACGGAAAGAUACAACGAGAAGAUAAGGGAAACAGGGUAGUCAUUGUUCUACCCGACUGUUCCUAUAAAUGCACUGACCUUGACAUGCGGCAUCCAGAAAUGUCAGUGGUCUUUUUAAGGACUUCUUAUAUCUAUUUAUAUGUAUAUAUGGAAAGACUAAAUCAUAAGGUUACAACCUUCAGCUCAGCAAACAGAAACUUACCGAUGUAAGGAGUGACAAAAUAAAUACGUACGAUAGACAAUGGUGUACGAACUAUAAUGAUAUGUGAACUCUGAUGUUGACCCUGGUUCACUCAUGUGAUAACGAGAAGUGUCGCAGGGCCUUAGAGUUACCGCUCCUUUUGAUGAUAACGCCAAAUCUUGUCGUGAGGACUGUUGGUGGAACUGCGACAACGUGAAAGAGGCGUUAAUUGUUUGGUAACCGUGGACGCCGUGCCAACAAUACGCCACUUUGUGUCAAGUGGAACAAUGUAACCUCUUUGACUGACAACUCUGUACCAAAGAUACCAUCAUCAUGUUUUCUCUGAGAAAGGGUAAAUGUUCAAUUCAUCACUCAUACCGCGUGACAGACAUCACGUGGCCACAACACUUGUCACCUCCCAAUUCACUUGCCAUAUUAGGUGCUGUGCUUUUAAUGAUGUAAAAUGACAUGCAUAUAUUGUUAUUGUACUGAUUGGCGGAUUUAUGUUGCUUCUUGUGAAUGUCUUCAAAAUAAUUCCAGUUUUAAGGCGAAGAAUGCCCGACAUAUUAAGUAUGUACGUUGUAAAUAUCAUCCUUUAAUAUCUGAUGACGAUACUGCGUAUAAAAUAUGUAGGCAUCAGUGCCAAUAAGACUAACCACUUGGUUGUACCUUCAUAUUGUCCUAAUCAAGAUCGAUGAUCGCUUUGAUUCAUUGAUGUCAAAGUAUUAUGAUUCAGUGCUCAUUGUUCAUAUUCAGGUGAUAUUUUUACCUGGUGUAUACCUAUGUUUGAAUGCAUUUAUUGCUACUGUUGGCGUAAAUGGGAACUGCUAGAAUUUUAGGGGAAUAUACAAUAUGUGCCUGCACCACAUUCGUCAUAUGCCACGAAGCAUUAUGGUAUUUGUCUCCUCCGUUCAAUGUUGCUGAUUUCGUAUAAUAUGAGUGGGACCAACUGAAAUCACGAGUUAUUACCUUGGUUAUGCAAACUGCCAUUGGCCUUGUCCUGAAUCAUGUGGGAUAUGUUUUUCAUCUACUGUCAUUACCAAUGUUUUCAAAAGAAAAGAGCUAUUUUACAUCAGUUGCAAAUGUUUUAUUUUAAUGUGUAACUCAUAAUCGAAAGAACGCACACUGCGAUUCAUUGCUUUCCAAGGACUAGAUGUCCAAUGUGAUUACGAUGAGUCACAAAAGUGAACACAUGUGUUCACGACAUAUCCGUACGUCAGACAUACAACUGUUAUGAAUUCUGACGCAGGGUGGAGGUCGUUCCGAGUCUGCGCCUAGCUAAACAUUAUCAUGUAUCUUGUGGAUACUGGCACAUAUAGCUGGCGCAAUUAGGGUUACAAUGUUUGGAUUAACUAAUUUUGAGAUUUCCAGAAAUCUGCAAAUAAAUAAUCCAAUUUCUUGACAUAUGAAUAUUUGAAUGACAUAUUUUUAUCGUCUCAUCACAAAAGAAGCGGCAACCUUCUGUAAUUUUAAUUAUGAAACAUGUAUUUAUUUUCUUAUUAUCAAUUAAAUUUGCCGAGUUUUCAAGUCAAUAUUUAGAUAUGUAAUAAUGAUAAUGGACGCUCAAUAAGGCCUAUAGUAAUGUAGGAUAUCGGCGUUCGACCAAUAGUGGCCAGCUAGUUGAAAGAUGAUUGGCAUUCGACUUUUUCUUUUCUUUUUGUCUGAUUUCGUAUUGUUUGAUUCACGGCUGUUUGUCAACGGAAUUUGUACUUUACUGACCAGUACAAUUGUAUCUAAGAUCUAUGUGUGUAUCUGGUACUGACGAAUGAGCGCUGGUGUCAUGACCGAGUGGUAGGAUUCUUCCUUCUAUCUUAUCUUUAAUGUUUCUACUUAUUGUGCUGACUUUGUUGAUUCAAAUCUGAUAUGUGCCAUGCCAUACAACUAACGACGUAGGCUACUAUUUCCUUUGUUGCUAGUCAGUAAAUCGUUUUUUCUUAUUUCUGUUUGUGCGUUGACUAUUCAUAUUUGGCUUGUGCUGGGGAUUCUAAACUAAAGUUAGCUCUCCUGUCGCAUAUAGGAAACAACAUUUCUCAUUUUGUAUUCAACAAGGGGACCAGACGAAUACAUAUCAAAUGUCAUUUGGCUUCAAAAAUCGUCUUUCAGUAACCGAUAUAUUGCUGACGUCAAGCAACAUCGGUCCAUUGGCAGACCAGACAAGAAGGUUUUGGGCCACACAGAAUUCAUUAAUUGUUCGCCGGAAUCACCGCCGCCUGUUUCUACUUUCUAUUUUCUAUGAUGUUUUUAAUGGCCAAAGUAACAUGAUCAGGUACAACGUUUCAAUCCUUAUAUCCUCCAAUAAUUUAUGUUUAGAUCAUCCAACAAUACAUGAUGAAGUCCUCCAACAACCCAUGAUUAAGUCCCCGACAAUCCAUGAUUAAAUCCUCCAACAAUCCUUGUUUACAUUAUCCAACAAUCCAUGAUUUAGUCCCCGACAACCCAUGAUUAAAUCCUCCAACAAUCCUUGUUUAAAUUAUCCAACAAUCCAUGAUUAAGUCCCCGACAACCCAUGAUUAAAUCCUCCAACAACCAAUGAUUAAGUCCCCGACAAUCCAUGAUUAAAUCCUCCAACAAUCCAUGAUUAAAUCCUCCAACAAGCCAUGAUUAAAUCCUCCAACAACCUAUGAUUAAGUCCCCGACAACCCAUGAUUAAAUCCUCCAACAACCAAUGAUUAAGUCCCCGACAAUCCAUGAUUAAAUCCUUCAACAUUCCUUGUUCAAAUCCUUCAACAAUCCAUGAUUAAAUCCUACAACAAUCCACGUUAAAAUCAAUCCAUACUAUCAAUCCUCCAACAAUCCAUGGUUACCAUGACACCCCAUCCCAACGCACCCUCAUCCCCACCCCAACAAUCCAUGAUUGAAUACUUCAUCUAUCCAAGACAAACUCCUCCUACAAUCCAUGAUAGAAUUCCUCCAAAAAUAAAUACACACUGAAACUCCGGUAUCCGAGUUAUUUUGUUCCCAGUAAAAUGGCAUCAACAAAAGUAGGUCUGGAUUAACGAACCAAUGUUGCUGCGUAAUAUCCCAUUGACAUAUCUUGUCGAUUCGGGAAACCUGGGUUUUUGGAAUACCAGGAUCCGGACUGACGAGAUUUCACUGUACGUUUAUGCAAGUCAUUUCCAUAUAUAAAAUUGGAUCUUAUUUGCACAGUUAAAUGUCUCUAUGCUUAUUUAUAAAUCAAUGCCCGUAAGCUCCUAAUAUUUCUCCUUUCGUCCGACGAGCAAACAGUGAGUUUGCUGUGGCCUUCAGCAAAAGUAUUGAUGUUGUAAAUCUCAGUUGUGAUUGAACAAUUUGCCUCACUAGAAGUAGCCUUCAAGCUUGCCAGUCGAAAUUUCCAUGCCUUACAAACGAGAUGUUUAUACAAAUGUAGUUUCACCAUAUCAUUGAAAUAAACUUGUCUACAAAAUGU